AUGGAGAAAGCAAUGGAUUUGGUGGCGGUCGGGUUCUUGGAAGUUUUGCUUUCUGGAGACGAGGAGAGUUCAAAAAAUGCUACCAUCCUUCCUCGUUAUUCAUUUUUAAGAACCAAUUGUUUGUGGCGGGAAACCCUGAUUGUGUGGUCGGAGUCGGAUACAUGCGACCUGGCGCUAAGUUUCCAGGAGAAGUCAGGUUGUGAAGAGAUUUGGGCAAAGAUUUGUGAAGUUCAAGGACGGGAUCCUGGAGAUGCUGAUGGCGGUUAUGAUGAAAUGGAUGACGGAGAGUUGAGCGAAGGCUCCUCGAAUGCGUUGGCCGGAGGAGGUGGGGCUGGUCGUGUUGUUAUCCCACCGAUUGAAGUUGGGCGAUUGGCCGAAGUGGACACCAUUAUGCAGAAUCAUCUUGCUACGCAGGUAUUGCGGGAGAAAAUGGCCAACGCGAUUGAAUCGGAAGGGGUCUUGCCGAAACUGGUAGACGUUUUUCAUAUGUGUGAAGAUAUAGAACAUAAAGAUGGACUUCGCACACUAUACUCCAUAGCAAAAAACUUAUUUAUGCUGAAUAGGAAUAGCCUCAAUGAGACGUUGUUGAGUGACAAAUAUCUGAAAGACCUUAUUGGUAUGCUGGAGUACGAUCCAGCACAUGAAACACCGCGCAAACAUCGAGAAUUUCUUUACGAGAAGGCUAAAUUCCGUGAAGUACUGCCUAUAGCUAAUGAAGAGCUGAAUUUUCCCUUCUUAUCUUGCAUCUUCAUCUCUGCUAUCCAUGUAAAUUCCAGAGAAAAGAUUCAUCAGACUUAUCGAGUUCAAUACUUGCAAGAUGUGUGCUUGCCUGCUCCAUCACUAUUUGAGGAAAAUCUACUAUCUGUUUUAAAUAGUUAUCUAUUCUUCAACAGAAUUGAUAUCGUCAAUAUGCUACAGAAAGAUAAAAGGUUAAUGAAGGAGUUGUUUGAUCAGCUCCGAGAUCCUGAAACAACUGUUGCGCGACGAAGGGAUCUAGCAUUUUUCCUCAAAGAAUUUAUCACCCUCAGCCAAGGGUUACCACCAAAUGGUGCGCAAAGCAAGGAUAACUUUUUUAAGAACCUGCAAGCUAAUGAUGUUCUUGGGACUAUUGAGCCUUGCAUCAAAUCUCCUGAUCCUGACACUCGAACAACUAUAGUAGAUAUGCUUGCACUGCUUGUGGACCACAGUCCGCAACUUGUGCGAGACUAUUUGUUAAGACAAGCUAAGGAUAAGAGUGAUGAUGAAGUUUUACUGAAUCGCCUGCUGGUUCAUAUGCAAACCGAUCGUGAUGCAGAGUUAACGUCGGGUAGUCAAGUCUCACAGGUGCUACGAACUUUACUCGAUCCCGAUAAUAUGGUGUCGAUGCAGAAAUCGGACAGAUCCGAGUUCCUGAGCCUAUUCUAUCAAAGGUCCAUCUAUACACUUGUAAGGCCGAUGAUGGAAAAUGUGAAAGGAGGAACGAUCAAGCGCGAUGACUACUGCAUGGCAAAUCGCCAGUCGUUAGUCGUUCGACUUCUUUGCUUUUGUAUUGAACAUCACUCUUUUUCAAUGAGACAACACUGUAUUUCAAACGACUUGCUUAAUAAAGUGCUAGUCCUCCUGCAGAGCAAGCAUCAUUUUCUGGCUUUGGGUGCUUUGAAGAUGUUGCGUACCGUAUUAGCUGUUAAAGAUGACUUCUACAAUCGCUAUAUCGUUAGGGAGAAAGUUCUGGAUCGUGUAGUUGAGUGCUUUGUACGUAACGGACCCAGAUACAACCUACUCAAUUCUGCAAUGCUUGAAUUAUUCGACUAUAUCCGAUCGGAGGACAUAAAACCGCUUGUGAAAUACACUGUUGAAAAUCACAUGGCUGCCUUUGAAGAUGUUACCUAUGUGAAAUUGUUCUCUGAGUUGAAGAUACGAUAUGAGCAGCAGCGUGAUCGCGAAAAAGCUGCGAAUGCAGUGAAAGACGAAAGAGUGCCGAGUCCGGCUGCAUUUGCUAAGGAGAGACAGGAGGAACAGUGGUUCGAAGGCGAUGAAGAUGAAACUGAGUGCAAGAAAGAAUCACCGGAGAAAAAGGAAGUAAAAAGGGAGUCCGAAUUCCCGAGAAAAACUGGCAUUGAGCCAAUGUUUCCUUCCGUACUCAAACGGAAAAAUGCAUUCGAUGAGGAUGACGGGGCAGUUUUUAGUGGGCAGCCAACUGCUCCGUUUACACCUGUGAAUGCUGGAUCGGAGAAGAAGAUUGUUAUCAAA
Strongylus vulgaris is the source of this 2229-nucleotide messenger RNA. The record is from the annotation of a GenBank genome assembly. NCBI's taxonomy places the organism in Eukaryota, Metazoa, Nematoda, Chromadorea, Rhabditida, Strongylidae.